Messenger RNA from Miniopterus natalensis, 6288 nucleotides. RefSeq names its product CCCTC-binding factor (gene CTCF). Gene Ontology annotation, molecular function: RNA polymerase II transcription regulatory region sequence-specific DNA binding; DNA-binding transcription factor activity, RNA polymerase II-specific. Gene Ontology annotation, biological process: regulation of transcription by RNA polymerase II. Gene Ontology annotation, cellular component: nucleus. Lineage: Eukaryota; Metazoa; Chordata; Mammalia; Chiroptera; Miniopteridae. The record is from RefSeq and is a predicted model, not a curated record.
CCUGACUUUGUACUCUAAGAGAUCUUAAAAGGAUCCAAACUUAAUUUCACACUGAUCUCAAGUGACAUGAUAAAUUCCUGAGUUUUGGAUUAUAGGCUCGCCAAGUUGGGCAGGCAACUCUUGAGUUUCCCUCGUGCUUUAAAAUGUCCUGACGCUAACUUAGUACAGUAUUUAGUACUUUGAUGCUUUAGUACUAGGAGAAAGCAGUUCUCCGGGAUUCAGCAACCCGAUCUAAAACUCCAGCAGGGCAGAAUGAAUUUAUUCUUAACUCUACUGGUAAUUUGCCCAUACGCUGAAAUCUGAGGGUUGAUGUUGUAAUUGAAUCUUGGGUCACUAGCUGCAGUUGGUUUAUAAAUAUCUACGCCUAAUGUAACUACUCUUUAGUAGCAGACUUCCUGUAGCCCUGAGUUCAGAAUUAAGUAAACAUUUGCGUAUGUAAUCUUCAUGCUUUCUACGAGUUUAGAUCAACUAGUAUAGUUAAUUCCACUACCCUAUGGGCUGCAAAAGAAGUCAGACAAGACAGGGCACACAUUAAAUUUAUUCUGUCCUUAAGCCUUCUUGCAUCGUAAAAAAGCUUUCUGUUGAAUUAUCUUUUUGCUCUUUCCUCAGAUAUUCUAGUGCCUUAAUAUAGUAUGGUCUGGCAGUUGAUGUAACAACAACUGCUGCUUUGGAGAAAAGAAAGUCUUGAUAAACUUUUUUUUGAAGAAACGUUACAUUAAGCUUAUGAGGAAAUUAAAACAUCCUGGUGCUAAGCAAACUUGUCAGUCCACUGUGUGUAAUCUCAAUCUGUAGGUUUUUUUCAGCAAUCUGCUUCCAUUGGAGAGUCUUUCAGCAGCCCUUUUUGAACCCUACAAAAUGUUUCUUCUCCGCUUUCUCCACAAUGAAAUUGCACUAAAUAACUAAAUGUAGUAGCGUUGAUGGAGUGUCAGGUUUGGGAAUAGAACCACACUUAAUUGUCUAAUAUAUUAGUCCAUUUGUGUAAUUUUUUCCAUUCUCGUGAUUUUGAGUAUUAUUUUCCUUUUGAAAUUCUGGAUGGCAGGUGGCAUGUUUUACUUAUUAAAUAAGCUCCAUACAGGCUAAAAAUUAAAAUCCAGCAGGUCUAAUUGAGCCAGGAGUAAAUUUUCCCAGGUUAGCAUUGUGCUCCACAGACCAUAUUUUACUUCUUGAUUCAGUUGUGCCAUAUGAAUCAUUAACUUCUAAGCCUUAUACAUCAUUUAUACUGUUUAAUGGUAUAGAUCUUAUCAACAGAGUUGCUGUCCUUUGAGAUUUCCCAUAUGCCAGGAUUCAUACUUUGUUUUUAUUGGAAAACUAAAUCUACAGAGAAUAAAUUGAGGAUAUAAGGUUACCUACAAGAACUUACUACUUAAAUCAGUAGUAUGAGGAAGAUUACAACAGAACUGUUUGUCCACAUAGGAAAAUGCUGCUUAUUUAAGAGUAGUUGUAAAAGUUAUAUUAGGAAUUUGUUCAACAAAAUUUAGGAGCUAUAAAAGUUAUCCUUAAGAUGCAUUUAAAUUCUAAGGUCUUUAGGAUUUUGCUUUAGAGAACACACAAAAAUGGGGACACGCACCUAAGACUUCUGGGUUGCUUGUAGAGUUCCUUGGGUGUGGUGGAGACCACCUGUGGCUGACAAGUGCCCUGAGGAGGAGUCCUGUGGCAGAGCCUUGCACCAUGAUGCCUGCUGACAGAAAUUUACCUCUAGAGACUGACUUUUUGCUUCAGGAUGCUGCUGACAUUAAAUUCACUCUAAGUCAUCUACUUUAUGAGCGCCACUUCACUUUUUCAAACCAGAAACCUAGUUGACCAUCUAUCUUAUUUACCUAUCUUGGUUCCAGAUGACUUCAGGCUCUUUUGCCAAAAAUUAGGUCUCUCUUCAAACAGCUAAGAAUUGUCAUAACUUAGUAUUUGAGAAAGAGCAUACAGGUUUAGAAAGAAUAAUAAUGGCAAGUAAUGUAUGAUUUUGAAGACCAUGGGUCAUAAUUAUAUAUAUAGAUAUGGAAUACCAUAUGUUUUUUAAACAUCCCUACACUUUCUCUAGUCCAUUAUAUUCAGAUCUUUGUGCAUUUUCUUAGUGAUUGGUAUUUGGAAGCAAAGAUGUGGCAUUGCGUAAAGACUGCUGACAUAUACCUCAAGAAGAGUGAUUUUUCCACAUGUGAUCCUCAUUUUUAGUUACCCAUAGAAUUUUCAGGGGCAUACAUUCUCAUUCCCUUUGAUAGUAUGUGGACUCCUGAGCCAAACCAGCCAGGGCAUAGUUACCUUAUUAAAAUGAAAAAUAGCCUUUAUUCAUGAUGUAACUAACUUAAUCAGUAAAACCACUACUUGCUAAAGAUAAGGAAAUAAACUGUUAAAGAACUAUUACUACACCUAUAGGAAUUAAUUUUUUAGUAGUUUGGAUAUGUGUGUGAGUCGUCAUUUGGUUACUAGGUCUUAGUGGGGUGCUAUUUUGAUAAUCACAAAUCUUUAGUCCUUUAUAUACUUAGCAAGUGUCUAAAAAAAUAGCUGAGUGUUUUAUUAUUGGCUUGAUAUUUAUGGAAUGGCCCAAUUAAUAAGAUGACAUAUUUUUAUUUCUUUCCCAAUUUUAUCAGUUUUCAUCUUGCCCUCAGUUUGUUUUUCAUACUAUAUGUGCAUUUGUAUGUAUUUUGUGUUCAUAAAAAUGAUUUGUGCUUGAUGUUUUAGAAUGGUCACAGACCUGGGGCCAAAGAACAAGAUGUGCUAGUGGACAGACUGCUGACCAAGGGCUUGAGAGCUGGAUUCUGUUUUUCCUCUUCAGACUGAUUUUGCAGCCACGGAGAGGAAGGGGAAAUGGAAGGUGAGGCGGUUGAAGCCAUUGUGGAGGAGUCUGAAACUUUCAUUAAAGGAAAGGAGAGAAAAACUUACCAGAGACGCCGGGAAGGGGGCCAGGAAGAGGACGCUUGCCACCUACCCCAGAACCAGACUGAUGGGGGUGAGGUGGUCCAGGAUGUCAAUAGCAGUGUACAGAUGGUCAUGAUGGAACAGCUGGAUCCUACCCUUCUGCAGAUGAAGACUGAAGUAAUGGAGGGUACAGUUGCUCCAGAAGCAGAGGCUGCUGUGGACGAUACCCAGAUCAUAACCUUGCAGGUUGUAAAUAUGGAGGAACAGCCCAUAAACUUAGGAGAUCUUCAGCUUGUUGAAGUACCUGUUCCCGUGACUGUACCUGUUGCUACCACUUCAGUAGAUGAACUCCAGGGGGCUUAUGAGAAUGAAGUGUCUAAAGAGGGCCUUGCAGAAAGUGAACCCAUGAUAUGUCACACCUUACCUUUGCCUGAAGGGUUUCAAGUGGUGAAAGUAGGGGCCAAUGGAGAGGUGGAGACGCUAGAGCAAGGGGAACUUCCACCUCAGGAAGAUCCUAGUUGGCAGAAAGACCCAGACUAUCAACCACCAGCCAAAAAAACAAAGAAAACCAAAAAGAGCAAACUUCGUUACACAGAGGAGGGCAAAGAUGUGGAUGUGUCUGUUUAUGACUUUGAGGAAGAGCAACAGGAGGGUCUGCUGUCAGAGGUUAAUGCAGAAAAAGUGGUUGGUAACAUGAAGCCUCCAAAACCAACAAAAAUUAAAAAGAAAGGUGUAAAGAAGACCUUCCAGUGUGAGCUUUGCAGUUACACAUGUCCACGGCGUUCAAAUUUGGAUCGUCACAUGAAAAGUCACACUGAUGAGAGACCACACAAGUGCCAUCUCUGUGGCAGGGCGUUCAGGACAGUCACCCUCUUGAGGAAUCACCUUAACACACACACAGGUACACGUCCUCACAAGUGCCCAGACUGUGACAUGGCCUUUGUGACUAGUGGAGAAUUGGUGCGGCAUCGUCGUUACAAACACACCCAUGAGAAGCCAUUUAAGUGUUCCAUGUGCGAUUAUGCCAGCGUAGAAGUCAGCAAAUUAAAACGUCACAUUCGCUCUCAUACUGGAGAGCGUCCAUUCCAGUGCAGCUUGUGCAGUUAUGCCAGCAGAGACACAUACAAGCUGAAAAGGCACAUGAGAACUCAUUCAGGGGAAAAACCUUAUGAAUGUUAUAUCUGUCACGCACGGUUUACCCAAAGUGGUACUAUGAAGAUGCACAUUUUACAGAAGCACACAGAAAAUGUGGCCAAAUUUCACUGUCCCCACUGUGACACUGUCAUAGCCCGAAAAAGUGAUUUGGGUGUCCACUUGCGAAAGCAGCAUUCCUAUAUUGAGCAAGGCAAGAAAUGUCGAUACUGCGAUGCUGUAUUUCAUGAGCGCUAUGCCCUCAUCCAGCAUCAGAAGUCACACAAGAACGAGAAGCGCUUUAAGUGUGACCAGUGUGAUUACGCUUGCAGACAGGAGAGGCACAUGAUCAUGCACAAGCGCACACACACCGGGGAGAAGCCUUAUGCCUGCAGCCACUGCGACAAAACCUUCCGCCAGAAACAGCUCCUCGACAUGCACUUCAAACGCUAUCAUGACCCCAACUUUGUCCCUGCAGCCUUUGUCUGUUCUAAGUGUGGAAAAACAUUCACACGCCGGAAUACCAUGGCAAGACAUGCUGAUAAUUGUGCCGGUCCAGAUGGUGUAGAAGGAGAAAAUGGAGGAGAAACUAAGAAAAGUAAACGUGGAAGAAAAAGAAAGAUGCGCUCUAAAAAAGAAGACUCCUCUGACAGUGAAAAUGCUGAGCCAGACCUGGAUGACAAUGAGGACGAAGAGGAGCCUGCCGUGGAAAUUGAACCUGAGCCAGAGCCUCAGCCUGUGACCCCAGCCCCACCACCCGCCAAGAAGCGGAGAGGACGCCCCCCCGGCAGAACCAACCAACCCAAACAGACCCAGCCAACAGCUAUCAUUCAGGUUGAAGAUCAGAAUACAGGUGCAAUUGAGAACAUUAUAGUUGAAGUAAAAAAAGAGCCAGAAGCAGAGCCCGCGGAGGGGGAGGAAGAGGAGGCCCAGCCAGCUGCCACAGACGCCCCCAAUGGAGACCUCACCCCCGAGAUGAUCCUCAGCAUGAUGGACCGGUGAUGGCAGGGCCUUGCCAUUGCCAGGACUGCUCUGGGCUGUGUUUAAACGGCCUGCAUCUUAAUUUUUCUCCCUUUUUUCUUCUUUUGCUUUGGGAAAAGCACCAUUUUACCAAACAUACUGAAAACUAAAACUUCAAGGAUGAUGUUAGAAAAAUGUGAUUUAACUAGAACUUGCCGUUUGAUGUUAGCAAAUCAUGGAAUGUUCUGAGUCCCUGAGGGUUUACCGUGAAGUGCUGAGGACAGUGUUGACGCCUAACUGGUUUUCUUAGCUGGAAACGGAGACAUUGGACCCUCUCUCUUGCUAUGGUAACCACUUCAGAAUGGCCACCGGGUUUCCCAGAGUUCUAUGGUCUUCUUCCCAGGAGAGUUUUUAAUUGUAAAUGCAGACUUGGGAAGGAUUUAAACUUUUAAACUGGUUUUUGCUUUUGCUUUUUCCCUGACUCCCUUUGCUUGGAGUCGGCUGCACACCAAUAAUAUGGCAUGCUACGAUCGGUUUUUGUCCCGAAGGCUUUGCCUCUUUCUUGGCAAAGUUUCUGGUAUGGUCAAGCUUGUAAAUAACUUUUUUUACAUUUUAAUCUUUUCCAUUAAUUAAGAGGUUGAAAAGAAGUGCAGUGUAAGAAAACCCAGCAUUUUAAUUACUUGCAAAUUAAGUUACCACAGACUGUAGUGUGUAAAUGUUGACAAGGAAUCGGAUCGCAAUCAUGUAGCAGAAUGGCACCCAGACUGCUGCCUGCUAGAAACCGACACCCAUGUGGAAGAUCGUGAUUUCCAGUCCAUGGAGCCAGCAUUUGAACCUUGUACAAUUAACUUCCAGUUAUGAUUUCCCAUCCACAUUUUCUUUUCUCUGUUUGUAGCUGAAUUUUGUGUUUUAUAAAUCCUCUGUUAACGCCGAAGGGUGAUUAUGAGUGGGUUACAGCAGCCCUUAAAAGCUGGGCCAGAAAAUUUCACUAGGUCAGUAAUUUAAACUUUGGAUCUUCAAAAAAAAAAAUAAUGUGAAGCAAAACCAAUUCAAAAAUGAUUCUUGCACAUGAACUGUCAUGUUUAAAAUGUGUUUUUUAGAGAGCCUCAGUCUUGUUGAUUUCAAACAUUUUUUUUCUUCUGUGUAUUGCUUUUAAGAGAGCCAUCAGUUAGCUAUCAGACUCUAGGUUGAAACAUUUUGUACUUAGCUGUACUGUGUGAUAUUUUUCAUUAUUUUAGGACACCAACAUGAGACCUGUAAUAAAAUAUGUAAUGGGGUUGAAAGCUGGGGAGGAGGAUCUACUGCUGUACAGCUAAUAAAUCAUAACGGAUUAACAAGUGCUCCAAA